AUGAACGUCGGUGUCCCUGCUGAUCCCAGCCAAGCGGAGCAGAUGGAAAGGGACCUCGAUUCCUUGCCUUUCGACGACAAAUUACAUCUGGAGGAUGGUGAAGAGGAAGAUGAAGAUGAAGAUGAAGAGUUCUCCUUUGUGUGCGCCAAUCCUGAUGGUUCCUCCCCAAUCAGCGCCGAUGAUGCCUUCUAUAACGGCCAGAUCCGCCCCGUGUACCCACUGUUCAACCGAGACCUCCUCUUUGUGGACGAGGAGAACUCUGAAACUUUUCGGCCGCCCUUGAGGAAGGUGUUCGUGGAAAAGCGCGAUACUCUGGCACCCGUGUCGGAGUCGGAAUUGGAGGUGGAGGGAGUUAUUGAGGGCACCUACUGUGAGUGGUCUCCAGCGACUGCAGAGCUCGGUAAGAAGAGCAACUCCACAGGCUUCUCCAAGCUCUGGAGAUUCCGGGACUUUAUGACGAUGCACCGAAGCAGCAGUGAUGGCAAAGAUGCCUUCGUUUUCUUGAGUAAUCCCUCCAGUUCCAGUUCCAGUUCCAGUUCCAGUUCCCCCAAGCCCUCCAAAAACAAGCCCCACAAGCAGCUUCAACCUGCCUCAGCUCCAAAAGUCAACCGCCUCAAACCCCAAACACCAUCCUCUGCCCACGAGACACACUACGUCAGAAGCAGAGCCCAGAAGCAAGUCGACAAACACAAGUCCUAUCUCCCCUACCGCCAGGAUUUGGUUGGCUUCUUCACCACCGUCAAUGGAUUCAGCAAAAAUGUUCAUCCUUUUUAA
Molecule: messenger RNA, 774 nt
Organism: Benincasa hispida (wax gourd)
Lineage: Eukaryota; Viridiplantae; Streptophyta; Magnoliopsida; Cucurbitales; Cucurbitaceae
Source: RefSeq, a predicted model, not a curated record